AUGGCUUCUUCUCUCGCCGCGCAGCUGUCGCAGAUUGCGGCAAAAUCCACCCACGAGCUUGAUCUGAAGAGACAGAGAAUCGCCCACUCACAGUCUCUAAUCUUUGACCAAAAAGUUGCUGGGACCCAGGAUUUCGAUACCGUCUAUGAUAUUUGUUUCGAAGGCUUCCGGGAGCUAUGCUCUCUGGAUAGCCGAUUUGAGGAAUUCGGGCGCACGCUCUUCAGUGAACAGAGCAAGGCCGAAGAUCGGACACAGAUGAAUGCUUCUCAAAAUCAGGAAUUAGACACAGUGAUUGAGAAUUUCUUGUCUCUUGUUGGAGGCAGACUGCAGCUUAGUCCGGCAGUCAAAGCGGUGGAUUGGUUGGUGAGACGAUUUAGAUCCCAUGAAUAUAACACGGCCUACAUGAUCCUUUCUUUUCUACCAUAUCAUACCACUCCGCUUUUCUUGAACCUACUCUCCAUUUUACCUGCCGAUCUUACCUCGACAUUCAAAGUGUUCUACCCCUACAAGACUGGUUUAAUCAACCCCCCAAGACACCCAAUUGUUCAUAGCGCUACUACAAACAAGCCCUUUUUCGCCGCUUUGAAUAACUAUGUGUUGAAAACUUGUCAGCAAGGGGCGCAUAGCCAUACACUUCUUUCCUUUUGGGCCGGUAUCAUUACUGAGGCGGUUGCGGGAAUGUUAGAUGCUGCCCGCUCAGGUCGCCGUGAAGCUGAGAAGCAGAAACAUGAGGAUAUAAUUAUUAGGGUGCUCCCUGUACUCAGUAGCGGUUUCGCCAUGAAGAGGGUGUCAGAGCUGAUAAUCAGCUGCUACAUGGUCUCUGUCGUUCUAGCUCAAAAGUCGACUCUUGCCGAAGACGUUCUGGAUGGCCUUAUGGAGAGCGUGGUUACUUCCUGGACAGAGGAGACGUUCAGCUCGGGAUUGAUUUGUUUGGCCGUUCUCGCUCAGCAAAAGCCGUCAACCUCCUUGCCAAAGAAAGUUUUCAAGGCUAUUAUUCGCCUCGAGCGGCCUAUACAACAGCUUGCAGAAAUUGCAACUCAAUACAAUACAUCCAGGCUUCUGCUCGCUCUCGUUUCUGGCUGUGUCGCCGAUUUGGAUAAGCAGAAGAAUAACUCGCAGCUCACUCUGUUGUCAUCCGUUUUCGAACAAAAUGUGUUCCAAGAGCAGGAGAUGAAGGAGGCUAUGAGCAUGGUUCUGAAAGCCGCAAGCGAUACUGAAAAAACUGGAGAUUUGUCUUUGGAAAACCAAACACAGCUUUCUGAGCUGGUCCAGGGAUUUAGCCGAUCUGACACCCUUCAGCCUAUUUUCCAGAAUGUCCUUGCGGAAUCAUCUUUCAACAUCCCGGCAUUGGAGCACAAUUUACAGACUGUGGUCGAAGCUCCCAUUCAGCCUCAGGUCAUUGAAGACGUGGAGAUGGAAGAUGUUGACAAUCGCGACAUCGACCAUUUCACGCCUGCUUUUGAAUCUCUUUGCAAGGAACCUAAAUUCCCAUCUUCAUUCCUGAGCAAACAGUCAAUUCCAGAAUUCAACAACCUUGUCCAGGUAUUCGCUAUCGCUGUUGACUCUGAGGCCCGGAUUGCCCAAUUUCUUGACCUCCCAAUUCUUGGCAAGGCUGAGGCAAUCAAGACACCCCAGUUCCUGUCGUUCUUCAUUCGUGUUCUAUCUGGGCCAUACCCUAUGGGAACUAAGAUCGCUGCGUUGAAUGCCAUUUCUUCUGUGUUAUCAUCAGCUGAUGGCAACUUCGAUCCCCAAGCCCUGUUGCCGUUCCUUCUUGUGGCCCUUGCGGACCCAUCAGAGCGCAUUCGCCGUGAAGUCACCGCGGUUCUGGCACUUGUUAACUCAAUCUACAAGAAGAGCAAGGGUGACAGCGCCGGUAAGCCUUGGGCUCACGAUCAAAUUUACGGCAAAGGGAAGCAAUCAACCGGUGUUUCAUGGCUGUCAUCCAGUGACGUACAGAAGGUUCUGGACCGCGCAUUACUCCCUGGGCUCGAAGAGUACAUUUUGGAUUCUACCCACAUUGCCAAGGUCCUUGAUGCCUUGAUGCGAGGAUCCGUCUUGUCUGACGACUCCGGUGCUUCUGAAUUAAAAAAGUCUCUUCGUGUUGCCUUUUUUACUUGCCUUUCUUCACACGCCAUUCAUAUGUCUGCGUAUGGUCCUAAGUUUGGAUUGCUGCGACUUUUGAACCGCGUCAAGAAGGUUCCGGGAACCACUCGUGCCAAGGAACUGCUUCCUUUGCUCCAAAACUGGCGUGGCUUGAGCCAGAAAGAUGUCGAGCAAAUUUGCGUAUCCGAUCGUCUUUCUGCCUCUGAUGCUGAAAAGGAAGUUGUUGGUAUUGUUACCUCGAGAGACAGUGAUGCGAUUGAGAUUUUGUUGUCUAACGUGAGCCCCGUGUCCGUGCGUUCAUCUUUUGUGGCAGCUGGAUUUUCUCGCAUGAAGGAGGUUUGGAGUAAGAUUCCCCAGGAAACACAAUUGCCAGCAGCCGAGAAGCUUUUGGACAUCUCCCUGGGUCUAUCGGACAACGUCUCUCUCGCAGACAACUGUCGCGAUCUGCUUCGUAGUGUCGAGCUUUCGGGCCCCAUUCUCCUUAGCUUUGUGAACAAAAUCCCUGUUUCCUUGACCAAUAUCGAAAGCCUCGGCCCUGCGCCAAAGCGGAGACGCACCAGCCAAAAUAACAUGGUUGCCAUGACUGUCAAGGACGAGGCAGAGUUCAGCAAGCUGAUGGAUAAAAUGACUUUCAUUCUUGAAGUUGUCGAUAGCUCCGCCCCUGACUCUCACCCUGAGUUGGCGUCUGGCCUGUUCCAAACUCUUGCUGCCCUUCAUCACUUCAAGUCUCAAAUCCAAUCUGGCAUGAGUUACCUUCUGAGCCUCACAUUGGGUAGCUUAUUGGCAAUUGUCAACAAGUCCAAGGGAUCAUCGAAGCCGUUGUUCGAUACUUCCGCUAUUCGAGCUGAUCUGGUUGUGGAUUGUGUACGAACAACAGAAAGCCCACAGGUGCAAAAUGCUGCUCUUCUUCUCGUUGCUGGUCUCUCUGUUAUUGCGCCCGAGCUCGUCCUCCACAGCGUUAUGCCCAUCUUCACCUUCAUGGGAACUAGCGUGCUUCGUAAAGACGACGACUAUUCCGUUUCGGUUAUCGACCAGACUAUUGAUCACGUUGUCCCGGCGCUCAUUCAGUCGCUGCGCAGCCAGAAGCGGGAUAUUGUUUCUGGAACCUCCGAGCUAUUGCUCAGCUUCACUGCGGCAUUUGAGCACAUUCCUUCCCAUCGCCGUCUGCGUCUUUUCCACGCGCUGAUCACGAAGCUCGGCACGCAAGACUUCCUCUUUGCCGUUCUUGCCAUGCUUGCCAACCGUUAUUCCAAUGACAAGGAUGUUCUCACACUUAUGACUGGGUUGGUGUCUGAUGCUACACCUGUCACCGAGCUCACAUCCUACAGCAAGUACCUCAAUCUUCUCAUCGACGCCUUUCAACCCAAGGCUGGAAUCUCUCAGGUUCUGCUCGGAAUCGGAAGCGAUGAUGGCCGUGAGCCCCAAAAGGUUGGCGUUGAUCUCUUGCGUGACCUAGCUCACUUGCUCAAGCAUUCGUCGCUUAAGUCGAAGCUGGAAGCCGCUUUCGAGAAUGAUGACGAGACAGCAGCUCAAGUUCGAGCUUGCUUCUCUCGUGUUCUUGGGCAAGUCUUGAACAUUGGAGAAUCAGUGCAACAUAUGAAGCCCGUGAGCCAAGCCUGUGGCGAUGUCCUUGGUGCUCUCUUUGGUACUUUGUCUCUCGUUGACUUCUUGGAUACGAUCGAGGUCCUACUUCGAGAACCCAAUGAUGAGCUCCGACGCAAGGUUCUUCGCCUGUUGGAGAACCGACUACGCCAAAACCCUGAGCGCGAUAGCGAGUCCCAGAUUCGGGUCCUUGACUUCCUGCCUACCUUGGUCAAGAUCAUUGAAUCAUCGUCUGACCCUAUGCUCAAGCAUGCUGCCGUUGCUUGCGUCGAUCGCAUCACCGAGAAAUAUGGUCGCAAAGAUCCAUCGAAGGUCAUUUCUGCCGCCAAGGUCGUUGCUAGUCCAUCAUUCCUUAGCAUUGAUGAUACGCGCAUCCGUAUCAUGGGUGUCCUCUGCCUGGCUUCUAUGGCUGAGGUUCUGGGCCAGUCUAUGAUUCCUGCCCUUCCAGAUACUCUUAACCAGUCGUUCAACUUGCUGGAACUCAGCUUGGUCCCCGGAAAGGAACAAUCCCGCUUGCACGAUGCUGUUUUCUCGUUGUUCUCAGCUCUUCUUGACCACCUUCCUUUCAUGAUGUCGGCUGCCAACCUCGACAAGAUCCUCCUUCUGUCCUUCAAGUCUUCUACUGCUAGCCUCGAGGAGACUUGCGAAGAUAGUCGCCGGGAGACCCUGAAACUCAUGGCCGCUCGCAAGAUGGACCUUGCAGCUACCCUAGGUGCCUUAGAUCGGAACUGGCAACAUGCGGUCGAAGCUGGACCAACUGCCACAAACGAAGUUUUGAAUGCCUUGAGCCUUGCUGUUGAGAAGAACUCCAAAUCGGCUGUCUCUAAUAACCUUAGCGUUCUCACUACUAUUCUCUUCAAAGCAUUCGACUUGCGACGUGAACAAGUGGCCCUCGGCGCUCGCGCUAAAUUUGAUGCAAGCGACCUGGAUACAGCAGAGACAACUUUGAACGAUUUGACAAUUAAGAUGAUCUACAAACUCAACGAUAGCACAUUCCGACCACUCUUCAGUGGAAUUGUGGAUUGGGCAACUACUGGUGCUCCCAAAGAUGAACAAGGUCAACUUUCUCGCCUCACGACCUUCUACAAGUUCCUCCAAGUGUUCUUUGGUACUCUCCAGUCUAUCGUCACUGGUUACUCCAGUUAUAUUUUGGAGAAUGUCGUCCAAAUUCUCGGCACAGCCAGUCCUGCCAAGGCCACCAAGCCCCUCUGGUUGGCAAUUCUUCGCACCCUGCGCAACUCAUUUGAACAUGAUCAAGAUGAAUUCUGGCAAUCUCCUUCCCAUCUCACCGCCAUCUCUGGCCCUCUCAUCUCACAAUUGGCUCACGCAACCACUGCCAAAACAACAAAUGCUGUUGCUGAGGACGUUAUUCCGGCUAUCACGGAGCUUGCUGUUGCAGCUGAUUCAACCGACAACCACAAGGAGAUCAACGCUGCCCUUAUGAGGUAUCUCCGUCCCUCCACCGCUCCCAAUGCGAAGUCGGCUGGUGGCGAUAACCCCUUCACACGCCUUGCUGCCCUGAAGGCGGAGCAAGCUCUUACCGAACAGCUUGGUGAAGAAUGGCUGGCACUUCUUCCAGAGAUGCUGCCAUAUAUCAGCGAGCUUAUGGAAGAUGAGGACGAGAGUGUUGAGAGAGAAGUACGGAAGUGGGUUAAGCAAAUUGAAGGUGUUUUGGGUGAACGACUAGAUGAUAUGCUGACUUGA
Molecule: messenger RNA, 5409 nt
Organism: Penicillium angulare
Lineage: Eukaryota; Fungi; Ascomycota; Eurotiomycetes; Eurotiales; Aspergillaceae
Gene: utp10
Product: snoRNA-binding rRNA-processing protein UTP10
Exons: 4
Coding region: 1-5409 (1802 amino acids)
Biological process (GO): positive regulation of transcription by RNA polymerase I; maturation of SSU-rRNA from tricistronic rRNA transcript (SSU-rRNA, 5.8S rRNA, LSU-rRNA)
Cellular component (GO): t-UTP complex; 90S preribosome; small-subunit processome
Molecular function (GO): snoRNA binding
Source: RefSeq, a predicted model, not a curated record